AUGGCAAAUCAGCAUGACGAAGAGUGGAGGUUGGCGGCUCUUUGCAAAAGUCUGGGCAAUCUAUGGUCCGAGGAAAAUGUGUUGCAUAUUCCAGGUGAAAUUUCUGAAGAAAAUCUGCUAGCAUGCCGGAAAACGUUGUAUGGAAAGUUCUUUAAUAAGCCUAAUGUGAACUUUAAUGCAUUUAUCAGUACGAUGAAAAAAGUUUGGCGGAAUGAAAAUUUUACUUGUGCUGUGAUAGAGCCUGGAUAUUUCUCCUUUUCUUUCCAAUCGGAGGCUGAAAAACAGCGAAUAUUAGAUUCUGGGCUGUGGUCAUUUUCAAGUAAUUUAUUAGUUCUAAAGCAGUGCGACCCCGACACCCCUAAUAUUUGUUAUGAAUUUAACCACUAUGAUUUCCGGGUGAAUCUCUUUGGCCUGCCUUUUGGGAGAGUUACAUAUGAAGUUGUUAAGGAAAUUGCAUCAAAAAUUGGAGAUGUAGUGGAGGUUAAAUUAGAAGCAAAAGGGAACAGUAAUUACAAGGUUGGCAGGGCUAGAGUUAAGUUGAAUUUAGAAAACCCUCUCAAAAUUGGAGUUCUUGUGAAUCUUCAUAACAAAAGUUUGUGGGUAGAGUUCAAGUACGAAAGGCUUUUGCACUAUUGUUAUUCAUGUGGAAGAAUUGGGCAUUAUGCUACUUUCUGCAAAGAAAUACCAUAUGAGGAGUCAGGGCUAACAGAGAACUUACCAGGUCGAUUUGGACAUUGGCUAAGAGCAUAA
Eucalyptus grandis is the source of this 750-nucleotide messenger RNA. RefSeq lists its product as uncharacterized. Gene Ontology annotation, molecular function: zinc ion binding; nucleic acid binding. The coding region runs from base 1 to 750 and encodes 249 amino acids. The record is from RefSeq and is a predicted model, not a curated record. Lineage: Eukaryota; Viridiplantae; Streptophyta; Magnoliopsida; Myrtales; Myrtaceae. The transcript has a single exon.